This is a messenger RNA of Heterotrigona itama, 675 nucleotides long. The record is from the annotation of a GenBank genome assembly. Lineage: Eukaryota; Metazoa; Arthropoda; Insecta; Hymenoptera; Apidae.
AUGUUUCAGACGAGAUUGUCGUCCCUGUUGAAAACCGCGGAGGAUUUGCAUAUCAAGGGGCUGGCCGAGGUGAGCUGGCGUAGCGAUUCCACGCAAAAUGAUCUAGGAAACAGCGGUCACAGUCCCGGCGCGGCGACUCCUGGUGUCGAGACGGUCCUCAGGGAAGGCGAUGCCGACGAGCCGCCACCGCCGAAGCAAAGACGCAGAGGGCGUCCACCUCUGGACGAUCCACCCUCGGCCCACGACGUUUUCACACCGAAGAUCACAUGUAUUACCGGAAAUGUACGUCAAGUAUCGCUGUCUCUCUCCCUUCUUGCCCUUUCGCAUGUCUCUUCAGAUAUUGUCCUCUUUUCAUACAUGUACACAACAUCUUCCCUUUCUCAUACAAUAAAUAUAUAAAUAUAGAAAGUCGUAAAAUUAGAAUUAUUAAAACUAACGUGAAAACACGUUAAAUAAUUUACAUCUAUUGAAUCUAUCAUAAAUGUUCAUCGAAUUAUAGUGUCCAUUUUCGGUUUUUACUCGAGGAGGACAGUAGGUCAAAACUAGAACUACCACUUAAAUGUGAAAUUUUUUAUCAGAGAAAUUAAAAAUAAAAGUCGUUGUUCUUGUACUUUUAUAAAAAUUGAAUUAUUGGAGUAAUUAUUAAUUACAAUUAAUUACACUUAGACAGCAUGA